CUCAAAUCCUUACGUUUCAGUUUCGUUUUGAUCUCGACGGAGAAACUGAUCAACAGAACUCCAGCGACCUGCUGCAGGUUACCAGCACACCUUUAUGUCCAUAACUGCAGAGGCUUUACAGACUAAAAAGUCCCCCGCAGUCUUUCCUCGCCAUCAUGCCCGUCGUUACCUCCAGCCUGUCUGAAGAUCAGCAGAAGGACCUGCUCUCUCUCCUGGGUCACGUCAGGCUGCACCUCCUCUACAAAGCCAGCGUCCACGGCUUCACCGCUUUGGCUUUCCACAGCCGCUGUGACUGGCAGGGCCCCACCGUCAUCGCGGCCUACAACGCCGCUGGGUUCGUCUUCGGGGCCCACACCUCUCAGGACUACACCCAGAGCGGAGUGGAGGUCUGCGAUGAGAAGGCCUUCCUCUACAGCAUCCAAGCAGGAGGAAACACACCACUGAGGGUGGCGGGUAUCCACACAAAGUGUGCUUUUAACGAUAAUAACGCCGGUCCGGAUUUCGGGGCCUUGGUGUUCCUGCAUGAGAACGCCGCUAAGAUCCAGUCCAACCCAGGGGGGAACUUCACCUUUCAGCCUGCGGAGAUGCACGGAGAAGACGUGGCACUGACUGAGUUUGAGGUGUAUCGCGUUGAAGGCUUGGGAGAUCUCCUGGCCAAACCCUGGAGGAACAUUCGCUGGAACGAGGAGAGAAGGCAGCAGCUGAUGAAGUCCAUUAUAAGCUACAAGCCUGAGGUUAAAAGCGUCCAACAAGCCCGGGUGGUGUUGGUGGGGCCCGUCGGGGCCGGCAAGUCCACCUUCUUCAACUCCGUCAACUCCAUGUUUCGAGGCAACAUGACAUCCCAGGCCAUCGCUGGCACGGCGGGGAAGAGCGUGACCACUCAGUUCCGCGCCUACAAUAUCAAGGCCGGGAAAGGCGGAGGCGUGGUUCCUCUGAUCCUGUGUGACACGAUGGGGCUGGAGGAAAACGCCGAGGUCGGUUUGGACAUCGAGGACCUGAUCCACAUCCUCAAGGGUAACGUGAAGGAUCGCUACCUGUUGAAUCCCUUGACGCCAAUCCAGGGCGAAACUCCCGGCUUCAAGAAGCAAGCGACUCUGAACGACGUGAUCCACUGUGUGGUCUAUGUGGUCGACACCUGCAAGGUCUCCCUCCUCAGCCAAAAGAUGCUGGACAAGUUCGCUAGCAUCCGGAAAAAGACCAACCACCUGGGAAUUCCUCAGAUUCUGCUGAUGACCAAAGUGGACGAGGCCUGCCCGCUGGCGGCGGAAGACUUGCAAAAUGUCUAUCGCAGCGUUUACCUCCAGAGGAAGGCCCGGGAGUUGAGCGAGUCCUUCGGCAUCCCCUUGUCCUGUGUGCUGCUGGUGAAGAGCUACAGCGCGGAGCUGGAGCUGGACCGGGACGUCGACAUCCUGCUGUUGACCGCCGUCGAUCAGAUGCUGAACUACACGGACAGCUUCUUCGAGAACCAGGUGAUCGAGGAGGACCGCGAGGCCAUCGAUCUCUACUCCUCGGUUCCGUCGCAGCAAAGCAAAACGUCACGGGUUAAUUAAAACUUAUGAGUCGGUUGGUCCAAUAUAUUCAAAGACAUGGUUGUUUAAAAGUUUAUCCUUUGAUAUGUUAACAACUAAAACCAUGGAAAUGUGCUGGUUUCAUACUUUUUGCUGUAUUUUGGGUAAAUUGACUCUUGUGUCAAGUUCAGUUUGAACUACUUUUUUUGUUCACUGUUUGUGGAACAUAUUGAUUUUCUGUUGGCGAUGCAUUUUCCUUUUUUCUUUCAUCAGUCGCAACAUGGAAAUAAACGGAUACAAGUCA
Molecule: messenger RNA, 1812 nt
Organism: Cyclopterus lumpus (lumpfish)
Lineage: Eukaryota; Metazoa; Chordata; Actinopteri; Perciformes; Cyclopteridae
Product: interferon-induced protein 44-like
Molecular function (GO): GTP binding
Source: RefSeq, a predicted model, not a curated record